This is a messenger RNA of Columba livia (rock pigeon), 1464 nucleotides long. It is a transcript of the gene LRRC23, whose product is annotated as leucine rich repeat containing 23. The record is from RefSeq and is a predicted model, not a curated record. The coding region runs from base 111 to 1103 and encodes 330 amino acids. Lineage: Eukaryota; Metazoa; Chordata; Aves; Columbiformes; Columbidae. The transcript has 7 exons. Gene Ontology annotation, molecular function: protein binding.
AGCAGCGCCGGGCCCCGCCUGCCCUUGGUUUCCAUGGCAGCGGGGCGCCGCGGGCCCGGGCAGCGGCUGCCGGCGGGCCUGAGGGAUCUCCCACAGCGGGGCCUGUGAGGAUGGAGGACGAGGAGCUGGAGGAGGAGGAGUACACCCCUCAGGAAGAGGGGAAGGAGUACACCCCUCAAGAAGAGGAGGAGGAGGAGGCGCUGCCGAAGCAAGAGGAGGAAGAAGAGGUGCCGACCCCGGACCUGUGUCCCCUGACAGAAGAGGUCCUGAAGGAGGGCCUGUCCCUCCUCUCCAAGACUGGCAAUGGCCUGGCCCACGCCUAUGUGAAAUUUGAAGCCAAAAGCAAGGACUUGACAGACAUCAGCCUCCUCAAAUGCUUCAUUCAUCUGCGGUAUGUGGAUUUGUCAGACAACAAGCUGCAAGAUUUGUCUCCAUUGAACAGCCUAACCCACCUGCUUUGGCUGAAGGUGGAUGGGAAUCUGCUUACCAGUGCCUGCAUGCAGGAGCUGCCCUACCUCCAGGUCAUCAGCUUUGCUCACAACCACAUCAAGGCUAUAGAGGGCAUUACUCACCCCCGCUUAGUCAACCUCAGCCUGAAAGGAAAUAAAAUCCAGACAGCGCUGGGCCUGGGUCACGGCCAGUUGUUCAGCCUGCAAAUCCUGGAGCUGCGAGGAAACAAGCUAGAGAGCACAGCAGGGUUCAAUCUUCCCAAACUCAAGAGCCUCUACCUGGCCCAGAACACCAUUCAAAAACUUGAAGGCCUUGAGGGGCUGGAACAGCUGACAACUCUGCACCUGCGUGACAACAAGCUCGAGACCCUGGAUGGAUUCUGUAGUAGCAUGAAGUGCCUGCAGUACCUCAAUCUAAGAAACAAUGGGAUCAGUAACCUUCAGGAGGUGGAAAAACUUCAGGUCCUCCCCAUGCUGCAGGCACUGGUACUGUUGGAUAAUCCAUGUUCUGAUGAGUCUAGUUACCGGCUGGAGGUCCUGGUUCUGCUGCCACACCUGCAACGCCUUGACAAGGAAUUAGUUGAGGAAGAUGAGCGGGCAGAUGCGAACGAAAUCCGUCAGAAAAGGCGGGAAGAAGAAAAGGAAACUGAAUGAUCUCUUCAGAGUAAUGUGGCAGGAUGACCCCUGUCUCUAACACCUGUUCCCAGAGCCAUUCAAGAUUUGAAGAUGCCCUCCCCGACACGUGCAGCUGGGAAAGUGAGAUCUGUAUGUACCGGAGCUACCUUCAUCUCCUUUUGCCCAUGAAAAAAUGAGGAGGGAUACCCACCCUGAUCAUGUAAGCUGCCUUGGGGUACUGCAGUGUUUCUGCAGUCACCGCACUCAUAUGCUCUAUUCUCAGUAGGGCCAAGAGGGAAAAGGGGAAAGGGGAGAGUUACAGGUUCUGUGGUUCAACUUAUGGCUCCCAAAAAUCCUACAAGAUUUUCUGAUUAGAAUAAAAAUAAUUAAUGAGCCUAGA